Molecule: messenger RNA, 6666 nt
Organism: Piliocolobus tephrosceles (Ugandan red Colobus)
Lineage: Eukaryota; Metazoa; Chordata; Mammalia; Primates; Cercopithecidae
Gene: BCORL1
Product: BCL6 corepressor like 1
Exons: 13
Coding region: 50-4672 (1540 amino acids)
Biological process (GO): negative regulation of transcription by RNA polymerase II
Cellular component (GO): nucleus
Molecular function (GO): transcription corepressor activity
Source: RefSeq, a predicted model, not a curated record
CCCAGGGGGAGUGGCCACAGCAGGUCCUAUCUGGUGGUGAGUGGCUGUCAUGAUCUCUACAGCACCGCUCUACAGCGGCGUGCACAACUGGACCAGUUCUGACCGGAUUCGCAUGUGUGGCAUCAACGAGGAGAGAAGAGCACCUCUUUCUGAUGAGGAGUCAACGACAGGCGACUGCCAGCACUUUGGAUCUCAGGAGUUUUGUGUCAGCAGCAGUUUUUCCAAGGUGGAGCUCACGGCAGUUGGAAGUGGCAGCAAUGCCCGGGGGGCAGACCCAGAUGGCAGUGCUACAGAAAAACUUGGGCACAAGUCAGAAGACAAGCCUGACGAUCCCCAGCCAAAAAUGGACUAUGCUGGGAAUGUGGCAGAGGCCGAGGGCCUCUUGGUGCCCCUGAGCAGCCCAGGAGACGGGCUCAAGCUUCCCUCAUCUGACAGCGCCGAGGCCAGCAACAGCAGGGCCGACUGCUCCUGGACUCCACUCAACACCCAAAUGAGCAAACAGGUUGACUGCUCACCUGCUGGAGUAAAGGCUUUGGACUCUCGGCAAGGUGUUGGAGAGAAGACCCCCACACCCAUGCCUGCUGCCACGCCAGCUGCCAUUCCCACCUCUGCACCCAUCCCGGCCUCCUUCAGUUUGAGUCGAGUGUGCUUUCCUGCAGCUCAGGCACCAGCUAUGCAAAAAGUCCCCCUGUCCUUUCAGCCAGGGACAGUGCUGACCCCGAGCCAGCCGCUGGUAUAUAUCCCACCUCCAAGCUGUGGGCAGCCGCUCAGUGUGGCCACACUGCCAACCACUCUAGGGGUCUCCUCCACUCUUACUCUCCCUGUCCUGCCGUCCUACCUGCAGGACAGGUGUCUCCCAGGCGUGCUGGCCUCCCCAGAGCUCCGUUCUUACCCGUACGCAUUUUCUGUGGCCCGGCCUCUGACUUCGGAUUCCAAGCUGGUGUCUCUGGAGGUGAACAGGCUCCCUUGCACUUCCCCAUCCGGUAGCACCACCACCCAGCCUGCACCCGACGGGGUCCCUGGGCCUUUGGCAGAUACCUCCCUCGUCACUGCUUCUGCCAAGGUGCUUCCAACUCCACAGCCUCUGCUACCAGCCCCCAGUGGGAGCUCAGCCCCACCACACCCCUCCAAGAUGCCCACUGGCACCGAGCAGCAAACAGAAGGGACUUCUGUUACCUUCUCUCCUCUUAAGUCACCGCCACAGCUGGAACGAGAGAUGGCCUCUCCACCUGAGUGCAGCGAGAUGCCCCUUGAUCUGUCCUCCAAGUCCAACCGCCAGAAGCUUCCAUUGCCGAACCAGCGCAAGACACCCCCCAUGCCUGUGUUGACUCCCGUGCACACCAGCAGCAAGGCCCUCCUCUCCACAGUCCUGUCUAGGUCUCAGCGCACGACCCAGGCUGCCGGCAGCAACGUCACCUCCUGCCUGGGCUCCACUUCCUCACCCUUUGUCAUAUUUCCUGAGAUCGUGAGGAAUGGGGACCCGAGCACCUGGGUGAAGAACUCAACCGCGCUGAUUAGCACCAUUCCUGGCACCUACGUGGGAGUGGCCAACCCAGUGCCUGCAUCCCUGCUGCUGAACAAAGACCCCAACCUUGGCAUCAACCGUGACCCCCGCCAUCUCCCCAAGCAGGAGCCCAUCUCCAUCAUUGAUCAAGGAGAGCCAAAGGGCGCUGGUGCCACGUGUGGCAAAAAGGGCAGCCAGGCUGGUGCUGAGGGACAGCCAAGCACAGUGAAACGAUACACCCCAGCCCGCAUUGCCCCUGGGCUGCCAGGGUGCCAAACCAAGGAACUCUCUUUGUGGAAACCCACGGGGCCGGCAAAUAUUUAUCCCCGGUGUUCAGUCAAUGGGAAACCUACCAGUACCCAGGUCCUGCCUGUUGGCUGGUCCCCGUACCACCAGGCGUCUCUGCUUUCCAUUGGCAUUUCCAGUGCUGGGCAGCUGACCCCCAGUCAGGGGGCGCCCAUCAGGCCCACCAGCGUUGUUUCGGAGUUUUCUGGUGUGCCAUCUCUCAGCUCCAGCGAAGCCGUGCACGGACUUCCCGAGGGGCAGCCACGGCCUGGGGGCACCUUUGUUCCAGAGCAGGACACUGUUACAAAGAACAAAACUUGCCGGAUUGCUGCCAAGCCUUACGAAGAACAAGUCAAUCCUGUCCUCUUGACCCUCAGCCCUCAGACCGGGACCCUGGCACUGUCUGUUCAGCCUAGCGGUGGGGACAUUCGAAUGAAUCAGGGGCCUGAGGAAUCAGAGAGCCACCUCUGCUCUGACAGCACUCCUAAGAUGGAAGGCCCCCAGGGGGCUUGUGGCCUGAAGCUGGCAGGAGACACGAAGCCUAAGAACCAAGUGCUGGCCACCUACAUGUCCCAUGAGCUGGUCCUGGCCACCCCCCAGAACCUGCCUAAGAUGCCUGAGCUGCCUUUGCUACCUCACGACAGCCACCCCAAGGAACUUAUCUUGGACGUGGUUCCGAGCAGCAGGAGGGGCUCCAGCACCGAGCGCCCACAGCUUGGAAGCCAGGUGGAUCUGGGGCGAGUGAAAAUGGAGAAGGUGGAUGGUGAUGUGGUCUUCAAUUUAGCCACCUGCUUCCGGGCUGAUGGCCUCCCAGCGGCUCCCCAAAGGGGCCAAGCUGAAGUUCGGGGUAAGGCCGGGCAGGCUCGAGUGAAACAAGAAAGUGUAGGGGUCUUUGCUUGCAAGAACAAGUGGCAGCCAGAUGAUGUGACGGAAUCUCUGCCGCCCAAGAAGACGAAGUGCGGCAAAGAGAAGGACGGCGAAGAGCAGCAGCUGCAGCCCCAAGCCAAGGCCAUGGUCCGGAGUUCCCACAGACCCAAGUGCCGGAAGCUGCCCAGUGACCCCCAGGAAUCCACCAAGAAAAGCCCCAGGGGGGCUUCAGAUUCAGGAAAAGAGCACAAUGGAGUCAGGGGAAAGCACAAGCACCGGAAGCCGACAAAGCCGGAGUCCCAGUCUCCAGGAAAACGAGCUGACGGCCACGAGGAAGGUUCCUUGGAAAAGAAAGCAAAGAGCAGUUUCCGUGACUUUAUUCCUGUGGUUCUGAGCACCCGCACGCGCAGUCAGUCUGGAAGCAUCUGUAGCUCCUUUGCUGGCAUGGCAGACAGUGACAUGGGAAGCCAGGAAGUCUUCCCCACAGAAGAAGAAGAAGAGGUAACCCCCACCCCAGCUAAGCGUCGAAAGGUGAGAAAGACCCAACGGGACACCCAGUAUCGCAGCCAUCAUGCCCAGGACAAGUCUCUGCUGAGCCAGGGUCGAAGGCACCUGUGGCGAGCCCGAGAAAUGCCCUGGAGGACAGAGGCUGCCCGGCAAAUGUGGGACACCAAUGAGGAGGAGGAGGAAGAGGAGGAGGAGGGCCUGCUGAAGAGGAAGAAACGAAGACGGCAGAAGAGCCGAAAAUAUCAGACUGGGGAGUACCUGACGGAGCAAGAAGAUGAGCAGCGGCGGAAAGGGAGAGCAGAUUUAAAGGCCCGUAAGCAGAAGACUUCCUCCUCCCAAAGUUUGGAGCACCGCCUCAGGAACAGGAACCUUCUCUUGCCCAACAAAGCCCAGGGGAUCUCAGAUUCACCAAAUGGUUUCCUCCCAAAUAACCUGGAGGAGCCAGCCUGCCUUGAAAAUUCAGAAAAGCCAUCGGGAAAACGAAAGUGCAAGACCAAGCACAUGGCAACCGUCUCAGAAGAGGUAAAGGGCAAAGGUCGUUGGAGCCAGCAGAAGACACGAUCUCCCAAAUCUCCCACCCCAGUGAAACCCACAGAACCAUGUACACCCUCUAAGUCCCGAAGUGCCAGCUCAGAGGAGGCCUCAGAGUCACCUACAGCCCGGCAGAUCCCUCCAGAGGCACGUCGGCUCAUAGUGAACAAAAAUGCUGGUGAGACCCUCCUGCAGAGGGCGGCACGUCUUGGCUAUAAGCUUCAGCCCAUGCUAGCUAGGGUGCUGCAAGUCCCUGCGGUCCCACUUGUAGUCCUAUCAUCAUCUCAACCCAAGGAAGGCAGUCUUCAAAGAAGUGUGUCUCUCUCUCAUCACUCCUGGUCUCUCUUGUGGUCCUUCCUUCCCUUUUCCCAUUCCCUUAGCCCCAUAUGCAUGGACUUCACUUGGACAUUCCUUCCCCAGCCUAACCUCCUUGUCUCACUGCCUGCUCUUCUUUCAUCAGAUCACCUCUCGGAUCUUCAGGGCCGGGCAGAGGGUGAUCCCGGUGUAUCCUGGGAUUUUUACAGCAGUUCUGUGUUGGAGGAAAAAGACGGGUUUGCCUGUGACCUCCUACAUAAUCCUCCUGGGAGCUCUGAUCAAGAAGGAGAUGAUCCGAUGGAGGAGGAUGAUUUCAUGUUCGAACUCUCAGACAAGCCUCUUCUCCCUUGCUACAACCUCCAAGUGUCAGUGUCCCGUGGGCCCUGCAACUGGUUCCUCUUUUCCGAUGUCUUGAAGAGGCUGAAGCUUUCCUCGAGGAUCUUUCAGGCCCGGUUCCCGCACUUUGAAAUCGCCACCAUGCCCAAGGCUGAGUUCUACAGGCAGGUGGCCUCCAGUCAGCUGCUGACCCCUGCUGAGAGGCCUGGAGGCUUGGACGACAGAUCCCCCCCAGGCUCCUCUGAGACUGUGGAGCUGGUGCGGUACGAGCCAGACCUACUUCGGCUCCUAGGGUCCGAGGUGGAAUUCCAGUCUUGCAACAGUUGACCGGGAAAACAGCCCCUCCUCUUCUUCUUUCUCCUUCCGAGUUCGCCCUUCCCCCACCUCCUUGUCUUUCCCCCACCGAGCACCAGACUGCAGAAUGAGGCAAUAAUAUGGACCAACAAGAAGCCGCCUUAUCAAUGCCAGCAUUAGCGACUGGACUGUUUUUGUUUUUUUGGUUACAAUUAGUUCUCAUCUCCCUGUCGUCGUCAUUGUUAUCGUGGUUGGUGAUGGGGGUGGAAAGUUGAACUCCACGUCUGAGGACAAGAGGUCCCAGGGGUGGUGGGAGGUGGCGCUGGGGUCCCUUGGACUGGCCUCCUUGUUUAUGACCAAGACCAAACCUGGGCCCUGGGUGGCCUUGGCCUGUCCCGAGGAGAAAUGAGAAAAUCCCAGAUCUCUGAGCGCCCCCCAACUCCAUUCCCCUGUGUUCUUCUGUCUUCUGUAGUAUUUAUUUUAUUAGUAUUUAAUUUGUAUUGUUUCAUUGGUUUCUGAUAAGUCUGUAUCACUGUGACGAUUUGAGACAACUUGUUGUAUUGAGGGACUUUCUGUACCUCCUUUUCUUUUUCUUUGUUGAUGAGCUCCGACAAAGCUAUUCCCAGGUGUUUUUUUCCCCCCACUGGGGAGGGGGUGGGGUGGAAUGGGGUGGGGGGACAUGGACUUGUGACUAAGGAAGCUGGCUGCUGCUGGCCCAGGGCUGGGGGCUUGGGGGUAAAUCCUGAGGCUUUGGUGCUCCCCCACCCGCCCCCUCCCGCCUUUUGCAGCAGCCCUGCUAUCUUGAGAUUAGUGUUGAUGGGGAGGGGAGGAUUGUGAGGUGCGGGGUUAAUAAAUUACUCUAAUAAAGGAGCGUGGAGAAGGGAUCUGAGGGGUGAGGGUGCCCCCUCCUCAUGCCUUCUUCACUCCCCCCCCCCCCCCCAGAGUGCACAAUACGAGUUUGUUCCUGCCUCCACUCCCCCACCCCGUUCUGGCCUCCCUGUCUCAAGAUACUGAGCCUCUCACCUCCCAGCCCUCAGCACCCCCAUCCCUGCCCCUUUUCAGACUCAUAGCACCCGUUUCCUUCCUCUCCUCCUUCCUCCUCCCUCAGCCCCCCAUUCUCCUUGGGAAUCUGCAGAGGGCUCUGGGACUGACUGCCAGAUGUGAAAUCCAGGUGUCAGCUGUUUCCUAGGCAAGGGCAGGAAAGUGGUCUCCAGCCCUUGCUCCACUCCUGCCUGGGGGCCUGGGGCUGAGUGGUGGCCCCGCCUGGCCUCCCCCUGGCCUCCUGGCCUCCUCCUGGCCUCCGGGCCUCCAGCACUGGGUUUGUCGAGUGAGAGAGAGAGAGAGGAGCUUGGGUUGCUUCCCUGUCCCCACCCCCUCUGUGGCGUUGUCCCUCCCACUCUUCUUAUUUUUCUACCAAUUGCUAUUUUUCCGAACAAUCCUUGUAGAGUAUGUACCAUCCAAAGGCAGGAGGGCCUCGCCGUGGCCGGCUCUGGUUGGAGAUGGUACAGUUUUAUUGUACAGGUGCUAAAACAACAACAACAAAAAAGAAAAUGGAAAAAAAAAAAAAAAAGAAUAAAAAAAAAAAAAGAAAAAAAAAGCCAGUUUGAGGAUGGGACAAUGUGUUCUCUAGAGGCUCCUGAGCUGUGCGGGAGCAUUGGUGGCUAUUUUCUUUGUAUUGUGUUUGUUCUUUGUUCCUGGGGGAGAAGUUCCCAGCCCCUUCUCUAGGACUGCUCCCCACCCCCACCAUACUGCCCAGUUGGUUUUGAACAGUUGUUCUCCCUUUUUAAGAAAAAAAUACAUAUAUAUAUAUACAUCUAUCUAUAUAUAUAUAUAUAUAUAUAUAUAUAAAGUUGAGGGGUUUUGGACUUUAAUUUGUUGGUUUUGUUGGGGUUCCUGGUAUUGUGUAGUUUAUUUCAUGUUCUGUUUGCCUUUCCUUUUUUCGCAUUUGGGUGUAUAUUCUGGCUGCCCUUUUAUGUUUCAUUUUAAGCAACUGGCUGUGGAGUCAAAAACACUUGCAUACUGAAAAA